GCAUCCUGUUUUAUUAAUUUUUUUUCCAGGCGAAAAUGGCUGCCACUCUCAUCUAAACCUCUGUUUAAAGGAUUAAACGAGCAUGAAAUAGGCAACCGAAAUCGCAGCCCCGCUUCACGACAAUCCUCCCGGACGUCAGGGCGCAGUUUGUGCAGCGUCUUCUCAAAGAUGUUGUGGCUGCCAGAGAAAGAAAAUGUAUGCGAUCCGAAAUUAACCCUUUCCAUCUAACAUCCACCAACAAAUGAGAAAAUGAUGCACCAGGUGACCAGCAGCAACAGCAACUAUUGUAUGAGUGGACUGGCAGAGGACUGUCAUCCAGCCAGCCACUUUGAUUUAUGUAGCACACAAUCCAACAAAUUCUACCCCUCUGCCACCACCCCUGGUUUGCAGCUGUCCCUUUCCGGCCUCGCCCCUUUGCCACAGGGCAUGCACAAAGCCAUGGUAUGUCAAGUGCAAGACACCCAGAGCGACUUUCAAGCUCAGACAGUGAGAAUCAGGGGCAGUGAGGCUGCAGGGCCCGAUGGCUCCAAGAAGAAGAAGGGUAUAGUGAAGUCAGGGCGGAGAGGGAGGCCAUCAGGGACCACAAAGUUAGCUGGUUACCGUACAAGUACUGGACGUCCACUUGGGACAACUAGAGCAGCUGGAUUCAAAACAAGCCCAGGGAGGCCCCUUGGUACCACCAAAGCAGCAGGAUAUAAGGUGAGCCCCGGCAGGCCCCCCGGCAGCAUCAAGAGUCUAGCUCGGCUCAAGAAGCUGGAAUUUGGUUGUGACAGCGCCAAGAAACUUGACUUUAGCAACUGCAGUGGCCCCAAGAAACUGGACUUCACGAGCUGUGAUGUUCCACCUUUUCCAUACACCAUGAUGGAGAAAAGACCCCUCUGCGAGCCCAGCGGCAAAGUGGACGAAACCAGCGAAUAGCUCUGCCCAGUGCUAGAUAAACAUUUUGAAUGCAUGAACAAGAAGAUGCUCCGGAAAACAUUUCACUCAAAAGGAAAGGACUUUUUGCCAUCUAAUGGCUCUGACUGAGUGUUUGUACAGUGUUUGACAUUGUCUUCAUCCUCUCAUAAUAAAUGACUGAAUUAGAAAGAAGUAUGUUAUUCCAGUUUGGCAGAGAUGCAUGCGUAUGAACUAAUCACACCAGUUAGUAUAGAAAACAUGUAUUUAUCAGUUUGUGGUUCAAGCCAUACUGGAGAGUGAAUCUUUUUUUGUUUCCCUCAAGCAUUUUGUUCCUCUGAGUUGUGCUUUGACAUUUUUAUGGCCAGGUUCUUGUGACAUUUUCUACAUUUAUAAAAAAAAAAAAAUGCAUUUUACAACCAGCCAAUCAAAUCAGCCUUUUCCUGAGCAUACAUAUGUGGAUGUAUAGAUGUCCUCUGUGCGUCGUCCAGUUCAAUGUGUUUUUAUUUUAUGAUAUUAUCCUGCAUCAUACCUAUAAGGGGAACACUGCGAUAGUAUUUUUAAUCAGCUUGAUCUGGUAAAACUCACCGCAUUAUAUCCUUUUGAACACAGUAUUAGUUAUUUCUGCACUUUGUGAAUAUAGUUUGGAUUAUGUAUUGUAACAGCCUGUUUAGUCCUCAAACUCAACUCAAUAAGCAUUUCUGGAUUUACAUGUAUGUUGUAAUGCUGUUCAUUAGGGAACUUAAUAAAACUGAAAAAUGCUUUGUGGUAUAUGUAAUAAAUGCUAAUGUGCUGUAUGUGAAACCAAAAUAAAUUGUCUUUUUCAUAUAACUAU
This is a messenger RNA of Plectropomus leopardus (leopard coralgrouper), 1729 nucleotides long. RefSeq names its product UPF0461 protein C5orf24 homolog. The record is from RefSeq and is a predicted model, not a curated record. Lineage: Eukaryota; Metazoa; Chordata; Actinopteri; Perciformes; Serranidae.